Quercus robur (English oak) is the source of this 690-nucleotide messenger RNA. Its product is annotated as desiccation protectant protein Lea14 homolog. Gene Ontology annotation, biological process: response to desiccation. Lineage: Eukaryota; Viridiplantae; Streptophyta; Magnoliopsida; Fagales; Fagaceae. The transcript has 2 exons. The record is from RefSeq and is a predicted model, not a curated record. Bases 76 to 531 code for a protein of 151 amino acids. Gene Ontology annotation, cellular component: cytosol.
CCUCAAGAUAGAUCACACAGACAGACUGGGCUGGGUCUGACUAUUUCUCUAAAGCUUUCGAUCUCUUCAACCAAAAUGUCGCAGUUGUUGGACAAAGCUAAGAACUUCGUGGCAGAGAAGGUGGCCAACAUAAAGAAGCCAGAGGCUAGUAUCGAUGAUGUUGAUUUCAAGCGUGUGAGCCGUGAUUCUGUGGAGUAUCUCGCCAAGGUCUCUGUGAUCAACCCUUAUGGACAUCCCAUACCCAUUUGCGAGAUCUCUUACACUCUCAAGAGUGCUGGCAGGGUGAUUGCAUCAGGGACAAUUCCAGACCCAGGGUCCCUGAAGGCGAGUGACACAACAUUGCUAGAGGUUCCAGUGAAGGUGGCACACAGUAUAUUGGUGAGCUUGGCAAAGGAUGUUUGUGCAGAUUGGGACAUAGACUAUGAGUUGGAUUUGGGUCUCACUAUUGACCUUCCCAUCAUUGGAAACUUUACCAUUCCCCUUUCUACCAAGGGAGAGGUCAAGCUACCUACCCUCUCUGACAUGUUUUAACUUUAAGUUUCAAUGGUUGUGGAAUAUCAUACUCACUCUUAAUACUGUUUUUGUUUUAGCAUCUUUUUGUUGGCUGAUGAAUAACAACUACUUCUUGUAUCCUAUUCCCAUCUUCAAUUUUAAUUUGUUGCCUAAAUACAUAUGGGAAUUUUCCUUUCA